Centropristis striata (black sea bass) is the source of this 2122-nucleotide messenger RNA. RefSeq names its product dorsal root ganglia homeobox (gene drgx). The transcript is spliced from 7 exons. NCBI's taxonomy places the organism in Eukaryota, Metazoa, Chordata, Actinopteri, Perciformes, Serranidae. The coding region runs from base 153 to 1079 and encodes 308 amino acids. Gene Ontology annotation, biological process: regulation of transcription by RNA polymerase II. The record is from RefSeq and is a predicted model, not a curated record. Gene Ontology annotation, molecular function: DNA-binding transcription factor activity, RNA polymerase II-specific; RNA polymerase II transcription regulatory region sequence-specific DNA binding.
AAGUGCAGCAGCCACUUCUCUCCAGAGCGGGAAGUCACUCACAUCAGCAUCCUCUCUGCAGAUCUGAAUCGCUUGGCAGCAGAUCCGAGUCCUCGGGCUGAAACUUUUGUCUCUGGUCCAGGUUCAGUUUCGCAGCUCGGAGACGCGCCAGGAUGUUCUACUUCCACUGCCCUCCUCAGCUGGACGGGGAGUGCUGUCGCUCCAACACAUUGAAUUCCAGCGGCUUUGGCAACCACGCCCCGGCUGAUUUUGAUGAUGGAUUCCUACGUAGAAAACAACGCAGAAACAGAACAACAUUUACUUUGCAACAGUUGGAGGCUUUGGAGGCCGUCUUCGCACAGACCCACUACCCGGACGUGUUCACGCGGGAGGAGCUGGCCAUGAAGAUCAACCUGACGGAGGCCAGGGUGCAGGUUUGGUUUCAGAACCGCAGAGCAAAGUGGAGGAAGACGGAGCGAGGAAGCGCAGACCCUGAAGGAGGGAAAGAGCAGAUGAGUGACGGCACUCCUCCAUCACGCAGCAUCAACUCUCAGUCCCCAGUGGACAACAGCAGGAAGCAGAAAGAACCACUGGAGAUGCAGCAGAGUAUCAACAGGACAGUGGGUCCAAGUGGUCCUUUCUUCCCAUCCUGUAUACCAGGAACACUCCUCAACUCUGCCACCUACGCCCAGGCCCUCUCGCAGGUUGCCACACUGAAAGGUAAUGGCUUGUGCUCCUGCUGUGUUUCUGACCCCAUGGGUUUGUCCUUCCUGCCGCCCUAUGGUUGUCAGGGCAACCGCACCGCCAGCGUGGCCGCCCUGCGCAUGAAGGCCCGUGAGCAUUCGGAGGCUGUGCUGCAGUCUGCCAACCUGCUUGGUGCAGCUAGCGGGCCCGGCGCCGGCGCAGGAGUCCUGUCUGGAGUCGGCAUGGGCUCAGCUGGGGUGGCGAGGCCCACCGUGGGCCCUGCCAUCGAGGUGCCCAUCACCGCCGGGAGAGGGGGAGACAGCUGCAGUCCCAGCCCGGCCACAAAGGUGUCAGUCCUGGGCGGCAGUCCUGACAAACACCCUCACUGCUCCAAGGAGCCACUGGAGAAAAAGUGAAGCGCGGGACAUAAACGUGGAUGUACUGAUACUCUAAAUCUGUGUGAUUGUGCCUGUUAUUACUACUCAACUCUACUCUGGUCCUAUGAGCAACUAAGCACAACUACUGACUGACUCCAGAAACAGCCUGGGAAAAGACUUUACUGAUAUCACAAUGUAUGGAUGCAAACAUUAAAAUAUUUAUUUGACAGUAAAUUAUUAUUGUUUGUGGGAAAUGCUGAAUAUCUGGGGCCUUGUUGUCCCCAUAGAAGCACAAGUGUGUUUUUGGAUCUAUAUCUGUCUUCACACACUCUUGGACUUGAUGGACUGAUGUGUGCAACAAAAACCUAUUUGAUAAUGUGAAUUUAAUUAAUCCUGAUACAGCUCCUCUGCUUUUCAUAAAGAGGACUUACAUUGUGAAUGUUAUUGCAUGUAAACUGUAAGUGUAGAACUGAUGGCAGGACUGUGAAGAUUUUGGAGGAUUUUGGCAAUAUAAUGUCUAUGCCAUCAGGUCAUUUAUGGGCUCAAACAAUCUCUCAUUCUUUUAUUUUAAAGUGAAAGUGCACUUUAAUAUUAAUCACCCUUUUUUUUCCUUCAGUGUAAAUGUGUACAUGUGCCAGAAUACAGUAUGUUCCUGUGUGAACCCCAGGCAGGCUGAAGCAGACCCAGUGACAGAGCGGCGGUUGUCCCCUCCACUCUGUUAGCACAUCUGUAGCGCCAGCAGACAGGGAACACACCAGUCCUGUUGUGACAUGUUCUUUAAAACAAUUAAAGAUGUAGUCGCUCAUGUUCCUCUCCUGUUGCCUCGCGCUCCAGCCAUCUGUUCUGAUACAUUAUUUAUCAGUUUCCCUUAAAGCCGGGAGAGGAGAGCAAUCGUGACUCUUAUUAUUUAUUUACUUUUAGGAACGCUCUUCCUCUUUCUCUUCCUCUCUUUGAGCAUUUUUUUAAUAAACCCCAUUAAACAUGAUAUAUGCUAUUUAUUAAUGUGGAAUUUACAUUUUUUUUAAAUAUCACCACCUCAGGGCUCUUCACACACUGGUUUAUCACAGGCAAUACAUUUGUUG